UUUUAUUCUGUACAGGUGAGAAUGGUCAAUGGAAAAGGGAGGCGCUGCAAGCAAUUCCGAGUAUUCCUCAUGGUACAUGGCUGCUGCGUAUGUGCUUAAGGAUAUAGAGUAGAUGAUCAUGAUCAUGAUAUGAUGAGUGAGAAGCAGAGUAAGACGCUUCGUCGGAGUAACGCCCUCAAGGAUAUUUACUACGAAGAUUCACCAUCGUCUCUCACCUCGUCCUUUGACGAUCGUUUCAGACGGGUGACAGGGGUGCCCGAUCUAUACUCGAACGUUGACCGGAAUAGCUUUCGAAUUGAAGGCGUUGAGGGAGAAUUCGACCGGAUUUGUCAAUCUUUGGGACUCUCUGGACCGGAGGACUUUGCAAUCCCGCCGGCAGAUUGGGAGGCUUGCAAGGCCCGUUCGUCCUCCGAUCAUUAUCCUAGCCCUAGCCCUAGGUUUCAACUUCUCCAGGGCAUUGGGGAUAAGGAAUCAGCUGAACAGGGUUUAUCAGGUGCAUCCGAAGCUAGAUUGAGUAUUACCCAUGGUGAGUAUGUCCAUGAAAUUGAACGUUCCGAGUCGUCGUGUUCAGGUACGUCUCUAGUUGUUAGCGAUAGUAAGUUAGAUCAGAUUAGGGAAGUCGAUAUGCUGUCUACUGAAGUGACUAUUUCGAGGAAUCCAAUGAGCGUAAGAUCUCAUAGGAAUAGUAGAAAUAGCAUAAAAGGUGAUCGCCCUCCAGAGCUUGCUCCUCCUCCUCCUCCUCCUCCGGUGAUAUUGCUUAGUGCUCGGGAUAAGUUGAGCUCAUCUUGGGACAACAUAAAGUCCUUUGCUCCUGAAGUUGAUGAGGAUAUGAGCUCGUCAUCUGUUCGAUUAGAUGAAGUUAGAAGAGUAAACAGUUAUGAUGAGCAACCUGAUCGGCAAGUCAUUGAUGAACAUGCUGCAGAAAUAACAUUGGUUAGGCAAAAUAUUGCCAGUUCAGUUCCAGAAUGUUGCUCGGAUUCAUCUAAGGAAGAUAAUGAUAAUGAUGAGAACGAGAAUGUUUCCUUUCAUAUGAUUUCCAAACCAGUGUAUUAUUAUAAUUCACCGAACAGAAAAUUCAAGCCAAGUAUCACUACUUGGCAGAAGGGGGAAUUUCUGGGCAGUGGAUCAUUUGGAACAGUUUACGAAGGCUUCACCGAAGAUGGGUUCUUUUUUGCUGUCAAGGAGGUUUCUCUACUCGAUCAAGGAAGCCAGGGCAAGCAAAGUAUUUACCAACUUGAACAGGAAAUUUUACUUCUAAGUCAGUUCAAACAUGAGAAUAUAGUUCAAUAUCUUGGAACAUACAAGGAUGAUAGCAAACUUUACAUCUUCCUUGAGCUUGUUACAAAAGGUUCUCUUGGAAGACUCUACCAAAAGUAUGAUCUACGUGACUCUCAGGUCUCGGCAUACACAAGACAAAUUCUCAGUGGUUUAAAUUAUCUUCAUCAGCGGAAUGUCAUUCACAGGGAUAUUAAAAGUGCAAACAUAUUGGUAGAUGCAAGUGGAGCUGUAAAACUUGCAGAUUUCGGAUUGGCCAAAGCAACGAAGCUAAAUGAUGUAAAAUCCUGUAAAGGAACUGUGUUCUGGAUGGCUCCAGAGGUAGUUAAUAGGAGAAAUACUGGAUAUGGGCUUGCAGCUGAUAUAUGGAGCCUCGGUUGUACUGUAUUGGAGAUGUUAACUCGUCAGAUUCCUUAUUCUCAUCUCGAAGGGAUGCAAGCCUUGUUCAGGAUAGGGAAGGGUGAACUUCCUCUUAUUCCUAGUUCCUUGUCAAAUGAUGCACAAGAUUUUAUAGGAAAAUGCUUGCAAGUCAACCCGGAUCAUCGGCCUACUGCCUCUCAGCUAAUGGACCAUCCAUUUAUUAAGAGGUCACGGUCAAAUUCAGAUUCAGCAUCUCCCCAUCAUAACCGUACAAAAUCAUAGAAGCUCUCAUGCACUCUCACGGUUGCUGGAAGCAUUAAAUUUAAGAAUUCAAUACCAAUUCCUGUAAUUUACAGCAUAUUCAAAAGCGUCAUGCAGCAACGUGGUAUUUGAUUCUUCCAGGAUGAUUUUAUUGGGGAGUUCAUUUUACCGUCAUUACCAUGGGUUGUGUUGUUCACAAUGUGAAACUUAAGAAGUUCAAAACUAUCAUUAUGCAUGUAAGGUUUUACAAUAAAAAAAAUGAGUAGUCCUUCCUAUACAUUGAAGUCUCCUUGUAGUCUUAUAUAAUUAAGCUUUAGAGCCUUCUUUCUUGUAUUCAUGCUGAAACAUGAAAGAGAUGAAUGCUUAUAUACAAGACAGGUCUUCAUGCUCUCUAUAUGGGCUACAAGAGAUUAUGUAAAAUACUAGAAUAUCCUUUAACAUAAACCUCAUAUAAAGACAUAUUAAGCCUAAGGGUUUAAUUUUAGAAGGGAGGGAUUUGGCUAAAAUGGAAAUGAGGGGUUUGAUUUAUUUUGUGUUUUCUUUUCUUUGAUCAUCAUAUAGGAGAUAAUAGGGGCCUGUAAGCUUUGUUUUGAAAAUAUUGUAAAUAAUUAUAAUAUUUUACUGUGUAUGAAUUAAUUACUAUAUUAGCUUA
Molecule: messenger RNA, 2548 nt
Organism: Impatiens glandulifera
Lineage: Eukaryota; Viridiplantae; Streptophyta; Magnoliopsida; Ericales; Balsaminaceae
Product: mitogen-activated protein kinase kinase kinase 1-like
Exons: 9
Coding region: 130-1917 (595 amino acids)
Biological process (GO): protein phosphorylation
Molecular function (GO): ATP binding; protein kinase activity
Source: RefSeq, a predicted model, not a curated record